Dendronephthya gigantea is the source of this 1708-nucleotide messenger RNA. RefSeq lists its product as uncharacterized. NCBI's taxonomy places the organism in Eukaryota, Metazoa, Cnidaria, Anthozoa, Malacalcyonacea, Nephtheidae. The record is from RefSeq and is a predicted model, not a curated record. The coding region runs from base 82 to 1581 and encodes 499 amino acids. The transcript is spliced from 7 exons.
AGCGCGCGCGUUGCUAUAAACCACCACGCAAGCCAGCUUUGUUUCAAUCACCUCCUCAGGAAUUGAGACCACAACGAAAUAAUGGCGAGCAAUCGUUUUUUAGUCAUUUUGUUGUUACUCUCGUUUUUCUACACCACGAUAUUCGGAAUUCGUUGGGGUAUACAUCGCAAGCCGCCUACGGUGUCCAGAGAUUGUCGCGAUAAAUCCUCAUCCUGUUCUAGCUACAAGUCAUAUGGAUACUGCGAAUCACACAAAGGAUGGAUGAAGAAGAACUGCGCUAAAACCUGCGGUAUUUGCACAUCUGUUCGUCCCACAAAAAGUUGCCGUGACAACGCAAGAGUCUGUUCCAGAUAUCCUUCAAAUGGUUACUGUUAUAUGACGGGCAGUAGAGGUUGGAUGAAGCAAAACUGCGGCCGGUCAUGUGGAUUUUGCGGUCCACAAUGGUUUCAGAUUCACAGUUCAGCUUAUAAGAAAUGCCUCGCAGGGAGGAGGGACUCGAGAGAAUUGUCUUUACGUGAUUGCGCUCAAGACUCCUUCGAGCAAAAUUGGCGAUGGACAGCCGACGGGAGACUUCAGUUGGCUUUCAAGCGGAAAUGCCUUACUGUGACCUUCACCACCAGUUACAGAGGUAGAUCAUACGGGAUUUCGCUGCAACCAUGUACUUCCCGCAGGUGGUCUCAACAGUGGACCUGUACCUCCACUGGUUAUUUGAAGUUGAAGAACCGUAAUCUGUACUUGCUCCCAGUCCCUUCAAGAAGACGAGGACGUUUCAGUGUUAAAGUUACCAACAGAAUUACCAACAACUGUCGCUGGUCACGUUAUGGUUCCACGAAAUCGCUCUGUGAUGAUAGGAAAUCAUCGACGACAAGUAACCCAACCACUACCCAAAUUACUACCUCCACAACGACCGAAAUGCAUACAACAACGACUGUCCCACCUACAAGAACUACCCUUCCCCCACCGUCUGUCUCCACCACUGCUAUUGGUUCUCAGAAUCCUUGGUUUCAAAUAAGAUCUGCAGCUUUUAACAAGUGUGUAGCAUUGCGAGAUCGAUCAAAAUUGGCCGAGGAGUAUCGGUCAUGGGCUCCUCUGUUAACGCUUGAAACCUGCGAUAUAAAUUCGUCACGACAGCUUUGGCAGUGGGCAGGCAAUGGUCGUCUUAGGUUGAGCUACAAUGGGAAGUGUCUUGUUUCUAAUGUGUAUAAUGUGCCACGUUUUCAGCCAUGUAAUUCGGUGAGUCUAAACAAAGGAUGGUCGUGUGACGAAAACAAACUGAGAUGGGGGAACAGAAAGUUAUAUCUGUUGGCAUUCAUGUACAGUGGUCUGCCGUUUGAUUACAAUGUCAGAACGAUAAGGUGGACCUCGUGUGGCAGAAAUACAUGUGAUUGGUCCCGCGCAGAGACAGGGCGGACAGUUUGUGACAAUGGAAAAACAACAGCAACAAUACCACCUAGUACUCCAGAAGUAACUACACCUACAACAACAACUAACUUGCCUUCAACAACGACCAAACCACCUUCAAAAAAUAACCCAACAACGACUAACCCACCUUCAGAAACGACAGCGUCUUCAGUUUCGUAGUUUCGUCCACAAAUGGUUUACAGGCAAAUUAAUUUUAUUCACUAUGAAACUUUGUAAUUACCAUAAAAUUCCGACACAACAUUUUUGCGGUUUUGGAUUAUAACAAAAAUUAUAUCAAAGAUUAUAU